ACCAACCCAUCUUUGCUACAGAUUCAAACAAUUGCGAAUAGUCGACUGCCGAACUGAGCGAACAUCGAGAGUAUUUUCGAGGUUCCCCUAGUUUUAAGGUUCGCCGACCCUCCCAAAGUCAGGUGCAGCGAGGCCAAAGCCAUCGCAAGGAGUUCUCGACCACCAACAGCAAGAUGUCGUAUUCAACGCCAGAGCCUGCAUCCAUCAUGGCCUCAGCAUUGCCCGCAGUGUCUUCAUCUGCUGCUGCUUCCGCGGGUUUGAUUCAAGAGUUCCCGCCCGCGAAGCUAUACCAGCUCCCCGAGAUACCAGUGCCGCAGUUCAUCACCCCUGCGGCCGACUACCGCGAAGGCGUCCCGAUCGUGCUCGACCUCGGCACCUCGCAGACCAGAGCCGGUUUCGCGAGCGACAUCACGCCUCGUUUCCAGUUCCCGACGCAGAUCGCGCGGUACAGGGAUCGCAAGAUCCUGCGCACGUUCACGCUCAUCGGAAGCGACGCAAACUACGAUGCCAAUACUCGACAAGCGGCAAAGUCGCCGUUCGACGGGGCGUUGGUGGCGAAUUGGGAAUAUCUGGAAACAAUCCUUGAUUACACGUUUGUGAAGAUGGGCGUUUCGAGUCAGGGUCAAGUGGAUAAUCCAGUGAUUAUGAACGAGAUACUCGCGACCCCGCUUGCCCAACACAAACACAUGCAAGAGCUCCUAUUUGAGACAUAUUCAGUUCCCUCAGCUACCCUUGGCAUCGACGCGCUCUUCUCGUACCAUUACAACAACGGCAACACUGGCCUCGUAGUCUCAGCCGGCAACGAAACCACACACAUCAUCCCCGUCGUCAACGGCCGCGGCAUCCUCAAUCAAGCAAAGAGGUUGAACUGGGGCGGCCACCAGGCUUCCUCGUUCCUUCUCAGUCUGAUGCAGCUCAAGUACCCGCACACGCCAGCAAAGAUCUCACCCUGGCAAGCCGAAAUGCUGAUGCGCGAGCACUGCUACACUGCCCCGGUAUCCUACGCUGACGAAGUCGAGCACUAUCUAGACCGUGACGAGGGAUUCGAUGAGCGCAAUCACAUCAUCCAGGCUCCGUUCACAGAGGUCAUUGCUCCAGUCAAGACCGAGGAAGAGCUUGCGAAGAUUGCAGAGCGUCGGAAGGAAUCCGGCCGCAAGCUGCAAGAGCAGGCGGCAAAAAUCAGACUCGAGAAACUGAUGCAGAAAGAGCAGGAUUUGGAGUACUACCGCUCAAUCGAGAGCAAAUCCGAUCAAGUCUCGCAGAAGGAGUUUAAGCGUCUGCUGGACGCGGAGGGAAUCCGUGACGAAAACGAGCUGUCAAAGAUGAUCAAGAAUAUGGAUAAAUCCAUCAAACGGUCCCGAAAACAGGACGUCGGCAACGGCGACGAAGAGUCAGAUACUGAAGAGAUGACGUUCCCGUUAUUGGAAAUCCCAGACGACCAGCUAGAUCCCGAUCAAAUAAAGCAGAAGCGUCACCAGCGGUUACUCAAAAGCAAUUACGACGCCCGAAUGCGAGCUAAAGCUGAGAAGAAGCGCGAGCGCGAAAAGAAAGAGGAGGAAGAACGCAAAGAUGAAGAAUGGCGCGAGCGAGAUCUUGAAGGAUGGAUCAAAGACCGACGAGAGCAGCGCGCUCAAAUCAUGGCAAGAAUGAAGGAAAAGCAAAAGCUGAAAGAAGAUCUCAACAACCGGAAAUCUCUAGCCUCGCAGCUGCGAAUGAAGAGCAUUGCGAACCUGGCGUCAGAAGGCCCGAGCGGGGCAACUACACCCACCAACUCUGGCGGCGCACGCAAGCGCCGCAGGGAAGAUGGCGAAGACGACGGUUUUGGCGUCGACGACAACGACUGGGCGGUAUACCGAGACAUUGCCAACGCAUCCGAUACCGAGGAGGACGACGAGAUGGCGGAGAGCAUUCGGAAAAUCGAAGAGCAACUCAAUGCGUUUGAUCCCAAAUUCAGUCUAGACUCGUCGCUUGAGGCGCAGAGCAAUUGGAUGAACUCGCUUGUUCAUGCUUUUCUGCGGGGCAGUCGGCCGUUUGAUCCGGCUAGUAGGGCGGAGGCUCAUCAGAUCCAUCUCAACGUCGAGCGGAUACGAGUCCCCGAAGUUCUCUUCCAACCUUCGAUCGCAGGUAUCGAUCAAGCCGGACUAGUCGAACUUGCUUCUGAUAUCUUGCUGCGGAGACUUUCAAAGCAAGACUCUGUGAGUGCGUGCAAAGACGUGUUCCUCACCGGCGGAUUCAGUUUGUUAAGGGGGUUUGACGACCGCCUGCGACACGAGCUCCGCGCUACGCUGCCGGUGGACGUGGAGCUUGGAAUCCGAAGGGCUGAGGAUGCGGUUUUGGAUGCGUGGAAGGGAAUGCGGAAAUGGGUUAACGAGAAAGACAAUUUGAAGAAUAAUAUGCUGACGAGGGAAGAGUAUAUGGAGUAUGGCCCGGAGUAUAUCAAGGAACAUAAUAUGGGAAACAGGGCGCUUACUUGAGAUUAUGAUGGUCGACUAUACUACACAAUACAGCCUGACUCCCACUACAUACUAAGUUCACAUAACAGUUACUCGUAGUCAGCAGUAGAGCAGUGCGAUGAGAAUCUACACUCUAGCAA
Messenger RNA from Myxozyma melibiosi, 2593 nucleotides. RefSeq lists its product as uncharacterized. The coding region runs from base 174 to 2474 and encodes 766 amino acids. Gene Ontology annotation, cellular component: cytoplasm; Ino80 complex. The transcript is spliced from 2 exons. The record is from RefSeq and is a predicted model, not a curated record. Lineage: Eukaryota; Fungi; Ascomycota; Lipomycetes; Lipomycetales; Lipomycetaceae. Gene Ontology annotation, biological process: regulation of DNA-templated transcription.